Messenger RNA from Malurus melanocephalus (red-backed fairy wren), 303 nucleotides. Its product is annotated as coatomer subunit alpha-like. Gene Ontology annotation, cellular component: membrane coat. The transcript is spliced from 2 exons. Gene Ontology annotation, molecular function: structural molecule activity. Bases 16 to 303 code for a protein of 95 amino acids. The record is from RefSeq and is a predicted model, not a curated record. Gene Ontology annotation, biological process: intracellular protein transport; vesicle-mediated transport. NCBI's taxonomy places the organism in Eukaryota, Metazoa, Chordata, Aves, Passeriformes, Maluridae.
UUUUAUGGGGUUUUUAUGGGGUUUGGGGUAUUGUGGGACGAGAGCGGGGUGUUCAUCUACACCACCAGCAACCACAUCAAAUACGCCGUGCCCACCGGCGACCACGGGAUCAUCCGCACUCUGGACCUGCCCAUCUACGUGACGAGGGUGAAAGGGAACAACGUUUACUGCCUGGACCGCGAGUGCCGACCCCGCGUGCUGACCAUCGACCCCACCGAGUUCCGCUUCAAACUCGCCCUCAUCAACCGCAAAUACGACGAGGUGAGGAAAAAUCCUAAAAAAACCCAAAAGGGACGAUCCUAA